AUGCCAUUCUUCACAAGACGCAGCUUCAAAUACCAACUGGUAGACGAAGAGACUGAAGCGAAAAGACCAACACAGAGCUCAUCAACUGAAUCAAGACACCCCAAGAUUUUGUCGUGCUUGAUUGCAGUCUUUGCAUUCAGUUUCGGCGCUCUGGUUGGGGUGUUUCUUCUGGCGCCGCAGCGUCCCUUCUUCGGCUGCGCAGCAGGCUCGCAACAAGCAGCGUCGGAUAUCCCAGCACCCGACAUUGCUAUCAAAGUCAUUCCGCAGACUUUCCACUACAAUCGCACAUUUGGAGAAGCUCCCGACCACAAAGGUACCUCGGAGGCGUGGGAGUCGAUCGUUCCCGUUGGACAAGGGACUGUACAGUUUCCCCGCGGGAGCCACAAUCUAUACACCCUCUCUGUGGUGCAUCAGCUUCACUGUCUGUGGUCAAUCCAUGGGAAUUACUACAGAAAGGUCAAUGGGGACCCUGGCACGGACAUGAGUGCGGCUCACAUGCGGCACUGCUUCGACUAUCUGCGACAGGGCUUAAUGUGCGCCAGCGAUACGUCGUUGGAGCCCGUCGACCCGAAGCUGGGGGGAGUUACUGGCUGGGGAAGUGAGCGGCUGUGUCGUGACUACCAACAGGUUGUUGCCUGGGCCGAGGACCAUCGCGUGAGCAACCUCCGGGGGUUCCAAGAAACACCUCACCAUCACCGCAGAUGGAGGUGA
Molecule: messenger RNA, 711 nt
Organism: Beauveria bassiana ARSEF 2860
Lineage: Eukaryota; Fungi; Ascomycota; Sordariomycetes; Hypocreales; Cordycipitaceae
Exons: 3
Coding region: 1-711 (236 amino acids)
Biological process (GO): mycotoxin biosynthetic process
Source: RefSeq, a predicted model, not a curated record